AUGAUAAUAUCAAAUUGUUUCGCUAAACAAGAUCCACCACGAAUUCUUCAUGGUAUAUUUUCUGAUUCUAAUACAACACAAGUUUACUAUGGAUCACUCAAUUUUGAUACAGAAAAUUUUGAUAUUUUCAAUUCAUUAAAUAUUAACGAUAUUGGCAAUCCUCAACGUAUAAAAUAUGCUGUUUUACCAUUAACAUAUGAUCCAAAUGAUGAUGUUAUUUAUAUGGCAGCACCAAAUAAUGAUAAUAGACCUAUCUUAAGUGUUAUUAAUGCAACAACUGGAAUUUUAAUAUCAGCAUUUAAAUCAAUAUCGAAUACAAUUAUUUCUCUUCAAUUUGAUAUAUUUCAAAAACAAUUAUUUGCACAUAUUGAAACUGAGAAGGACAAUGUAACAUUAUUGGCGGAAAUUGAUAUAAAUAAUGGAAAUAUUAAACAAGUUUUAGCAACAAUUCGAGAUAGUAAACCAACUCAUAUAUCAAGUUAUUGUCCAAUUUGUAGAAAAUAUUUUCUUAUCAUGAUUGAAGAUCAAUCUUUUGUAUAUACUGGUGUUAAUACAAGUAAUCAAGGUGGUGUAGAUUGGAAAGCAAAACUUAAUUAUUCACCUAUUAGUAUGAAAUUUGAUUAUAAAACAUUUACAAUGUAUACAACAUAUGUAAAUACAUCUAUUCGAUAUGUUUCUUCAGUUGGAAUUUUAGAUCGAACAUCAGGCGGAAUUAGUAAAAAUGUUGGAAUAAUUUCUGAAAGUCCAGAUGUUGGAAUUACUUCACUUUCAGCAUUUGAUAUUACGGAAAAGAUAUAUUAUGCAUCAAUUACAUUAGAUUCCGUUUUUCCUCGAGGUAUUUCUUAUGUUAAUGUAGAGAACUCACGAUCGGGCUUAAGUUUUUUUCCGAAAACACAAUAUAAUUCACAUGUUUGGUUUGUAAAACAAUUCGUUCAUUGA
Messenger RNA from Adineta steineri, 939 nucleotides. The record is from the annotation of a GenBank genome assembly. Lineage: Eukaryota; Metazoa; Rotifera; Eurotatoria; Adinetida; Adinetidae.